This is a messenger RNA of Amphimedon queenslandica, 1360 nucleotides long. Its product is annotated as glycosylated lysosomal membrane protein A-like. The transcript has 3 exons. Lineage: Eukaryota; Metazoa; Porifera; Demospongiae; Haplosclerida; Niphatidae. Gene Ontology annotation, cellular component: lysosome. Bases 97 to 1263 code for a protein of 388 amino acids. The record is from RefSeq and is a predicted model, not a curated record.
AAUUUGAUAAGCUCCUCCUUUUACUGUAAAUGCAUGCCAACUGUUGCUCCCUUGUCGAGUGAAGAGGUGAAGAGGGAACGUUACUAAGUGCUUGAUAUGUUGCUAGUACGAGCUGCUCUUGUACUAGCUCUAGUCAUCAUCGGGGCUGUAGCUGAUGACGGUAUCCCACCAAGACAGAAAUGUGAUGUCAUUGUUUUGCCCUCAGCUGAUGACCCAAAGAUCAUUUACUAUCAGUUAAAAAGUGAUACUAAUGCUACUCAUUAUGUCUGGGGUCUACAAGAUAUUCCAACACUCUUCAUGAGUGUGACUGGUCCUAAUUCAACCUGUCUUACUGCCGAAGAAUUUAAUAAGACGAUCGACUGGGAAAAGUUCUUAGGCGAUGAUGAUAAUUGUACUGAUCCUUGUGAGACGUGGCCAGAGCCUUGUAACUGUACAUGUAACUAUGGUGCUGUGAAUAUCCCUGGACAAGAUGGAGAGUUUGCUUUUGCUCUUACUUUUAACUCACUCAUUGAGUUUUAUGAUUCUCACAGUAAAGCUAAUAAAGCUUUUAACCCGAAGCAUUUGAAUAUCUCAAGUCUUUACUCAAGUUAUUCUCUUGCCGAUCUCAAGUGGACUUUCAAUAAAGACAAUAAUCAACUUAAGACUUCUGGUCCUAAAGGAUUGACCUGGUACAUUAGUUUAAAUGUUCCCACAGAAGGAGGUCGGCUAGAUUAUUUCCCAAAGACACUCUACACCAUCAACUCAACGACUUUUGAUUUCAUCUUUCAGAAUUUCCCCUACCAAUUACACAUUGGUAACAAUGCCAGUCGGCUUGUACUGGAUGUCACCAUUGUCCACGGUCCACUCUCCCAUGGCAUCCUUAUGUCCCGUUUCUCACGUGAUGAUGAAUAUACCCCGUCUAUAUUCAUUACUUACAACUAUCUCUUUGGAAACAGAGGCACUAUGUUUCAAGGUUUUCUCCAAUGGAAGCCGAUCUCUUAUCUUUCAAAGGCAAGGAAAUCCACGAAAUCGGAGCAGAUUAAUUUAGUGCCGGGCGGAGACGUGGAUGAAGUUCCAGUUGGUCUGGCUAGUGCUUUGUUUAAUAAUUGUACCAGUGUUAAUAAUACGAGGGUAUUUCUGGUGAUGGGGACUGAAGGUGAUGAUAAUAAUGCUAAUCCUAACUACGUUACAUGGUUAGUAUAUUUUAGUAAUCUCUGUCAGUAUACUCCAAUAGCAUGCUGUGUUGUUUAUGUGUCAAAUGAUAGUGUGGUAGUAGAAUACUGAUAAUGUUUGAUAGUAAAUUAUUAGUAUACUACUCAAAUUGGAAAUAUUGUUGGUGAAUUUAUAAUAUUAGGCCAAAGUCUCUAUACUAUAGUACAAA